GCCCCCUCGCAGCCGGCCGCCCCCGCGCCCGGCGCGCGGGUCAUGUGCUCACUCAAGAUGGCGGCGCUCAGGGCGGCAGCGGAGCUGCUGCUGCUGUCGCUGGGCUGCGCGGCCGCCGCGGUGCCGCUGGUCAUCUGGCACGGCAUGGGAGACAGUUGCUGCAAUCCGCAGAGCAUGGGCUACAUCAAGAAAAUAGUUGAGGCGAAAAUACCGGGGAUUUAUGUCCUGUCUCUCAAGAUCGGGAGCAAUCUGAUCCAGGAUAUGGAGAACAGCUUCUUUAUGAAUGUGAACGAUCAAGUGAGAGAGGUGUGUAGCCAGCUCGCAAAGGACCCUCACCUGAAAGGAGGCUACAAUGCAAUGGGCUUCUCCCAAGGAGGCCAGUUCUUGAGGGCGGUGGCCCAGAGGUGUCCUUCUCCACCCAUGUUCAAUCUGAUCUCCGUUGGGGGACAGCACCAAGGAGUAUAUGGCUUUCCACGCUGUCCUGGAGAGAGCUCCCAUAUCUGUGACUGGAUCCGAAAGACGCUGGAUCUGGGUGCCUACACACAAGCUGUUCAGGAGCACUUGGUACAAGCAGAGUAUUGGCAUGACCCUUUGAAGGAGGAGGACUACAGGAAAAACAGCAUUUUUUUGGCUGACAUAAAUCAAGAGAGGGGCAUCAAUGAGACAUACAAGAAAAACUUGAUGGCUCUAAAGAAGUUUGUGAUGGUGAAAUUUCUCAAUGAUACCAUGGUCGACCCUCCAAUCUCUGAGUGGUUUGGGUUUUACAAAAGUGGCCAAGCCAAGGAGACCGUUCCACUGAAGGAGACAUUGCUGUACACAGAGGAUCGCCUGGGGCUGCAGGAAAUGGACAAAGCAGGAAAGCUGGUGUUCCUGGGGGUAAAAGGGGAUCACCUGCACUUCUCGGAAGAGUGGUUUUACACCACUAUCCUCCCCUUCCUCCAGUGAACCUAAGAGGAGGCAUCAUGUGAGAGCACUGUGGAGGCUCUGUUGCUGUAGCUAAUGCAGCUGCUACUGUGCAAUUGCACUUUUUGGGUACAAGCCUGUGGGGGAUCGGGGGGAGAGGAAGGGGGACUUUAGCUCAGCAGUUCCACAGUAUGCAGAGGUGGCAUCCCUGUUACCCUGCAGUAGGAGACUGGGAUUCCUCUGGAUGUAAUUAAACUAACUCUAAAGCACUCCAAGCCCUGGUAAGGCUCCCUGUGCGUGGCUGUUCCAGUCACUUGAUCAUGGCGAAAUGGCUGAGCUGCUUGAGAGGUUUGUUUUCACAGUCACAUUCACAGCCCAUGGUGCCUGUUCUUCCUGGGAAACAAUGGCACUAUUAACCAAAAUCACUAGUUCAAAUAUGCUGCAUUGCUGAAGGAGAUCAGCAAGUAGACCUACAUGGCUGUAUGCAGAGGAAAGACAGACUACAGUCUCUACUUCAAGGCAGGGAAAAGGGCCCAAUUUAGGUGAUUCUAGGGGAAAAGAAGGGUUUUGCAUUAAGUGGGUAUUAACAUCUCUAACAGUUUUCAACUAAAAGCUUGGUUUAUGCACUUUUGUACAGCAAUUCAUACCAAUAAAACCUUUACAUCUAACCAACUAAAAAA
Molecule: messenger RNA, 1583 nt
Organism: Dromaius novaehollandiae (emu)
Lineage: Eukaryota; Metazoa; Chordata; Aves; Casuariiformes; Dromaiidae
Gene: PPT1
Product: palmitoyl-protein thioesterase 1
Exons: 9
Coding region: 43-945 (300 amino acids)
Biological process (GO): receptor-mediated endocytosis; protein depalmitoylation
Cellular component (GO): lysosome
Molecular function (GO): palmitoyl-(protein) hydrolase activity
Source: RefSeq, a predicted model, not a curated record